Molecule: messenger RNA, 648 nt
Organism: Paraglomus occultum
Lineage: Eukaryota; Fungi; Glomeromycota; Glomeromycetes; Paraglomerales; Paraglomeraceae
Source: the annotation of a GenBank genome assembly
AUGCCCAGAGAAUGCGAAUAUACUUGGACUGAAUUUCAGCAAGUAUUGAAAAAUGUCUUUGGUGAGCGGACAGAGCCUCCAGAUGUCCCAAGGAAAUAUAUAAAUGAUGCAUUAUUUGAAAUAAAGUGUUUUGAAAAUGAAGGUAAUUGCCCGCAGGAAUCCAUAAGCAUCUGGAGGAACAGACUAAAUGACUGGUUAAAUGAGAUGACACACAUGAGAAUUAUGCGCAAGUCAAAUAAAGAAACCAGAAACUAUCGCCAAAAACCACGACUGCCUGAGAAGAAAGGCAAGGCUGCUGAAACAGAUAAUGAUGAUUUUUUUAUACACAGCGAGUACAUAGGAGCAUAUGGAUUGUUUAUUUCGGAUUACAAGAAGGAUUUCCAGAGGGUGUUGGAGUUAAAAGAAUAUAAGAAGCAUUCACCGACUGCAUAUGUUACAGCAGUAACGCCGGAGUCAACUCUGACGAAAUUAACCAAUGGAAGGAGAAGUUUAAACGGUUGGAUUGAUGAAGCUGAAAGCCUGAAUCAGCUAAAUGAAGAACUUGAUGAGAACAAUGAUGAGGAAAGCGAAGAAUUACGACUGGGAAGACUACUAACUCAACACAUGGAGUUAAGGCAAAUUGCCGAGCAGAACACCAAGAAAAUGUGA